ACAAUCCAGUUGGCUGUUCCCAUAGAGACGGCGCCUAUGCUUUGCUGAUUGGCUAAGUCACUGCCGGAAAUCGAUGCUGUGGUAUGAUCAGGAUGAAGACGCACUAGAAGCCUUUUGUUUAUAUAUUUUCUUUAUAUGUACAUAAUCAUCGACAAUUUAACGAUUUAAUCGAGCAAUCAUGGCUGAAAAAUUUGAUAACCUAGAGGAACAUCUGGAAAAAUUCAUCGAAAAUAUUCGUCAGCUGGGGAUCAUCGUUAGUGACUUUCAACCAAGCAGUCAAACGGGACUGAAUCAGAAGCUGAACUUCAUGAUCACUGGAUUGCAAGACAUUGAGAAAUGCCGAACACAACUCCAUGACAUCCACGUGCCCUUAGAAGCGUUUGAAUAUAUCGACCAGGGACGGAACCCUCAGCUUUACACAAAGGAGUGUUUGGAGAGAGCCCUUGCCAAGAAUGAACAGGUCAAAGGGAAGAUUGACACAUUGACGAAAUUUAAAAGUUUGCUUAUCUCGGAGCUGGGUAAGGUUUUCCCAGAAGAAAUGGUCAAGUACAAGGCGAUCCAUGGAGACGAUCCACCAUCAUAGUGCACAAGUGUCUAUUGGCUGCGGCCGUGAUUGUGCCAAUCUGAUGAGGUCCAAUCAAAUUCAUGCAGCACACAUGACUCAUCUAACCUGAACGCAUUGAAAUAUUUCAGUGGGCAUGUGCACUGCCAUCAAUUUGAUUGGAUUUGAUUGGUUUUGCGCAAUUGCAAAACUGGGCUGUUGUUGUCGUCAAGCCAAACUGUAUAAAUGUGUAUAAGCAAAUGAAGUUUUUUUGUAAAAGACACAAAGCACCAUGAAACCUUUCGAUUUUUGUAAUAAUUUUCCAACCUUUUCUAUUUCUGCUGCUCAGUAUUCAGGGGGAGGUGUGAAUUUGUCCUUGCAGUUUGAUCUCCAAUCAAUGCAGAAAAUAAUAUAGUUUUGCACCACUUCUGUUGUUGCUUUUGCUGUAUGUUGAUAUGUGGUUUUGUUACUUUUCAUUAAAAGACCCUUAUCAAACAUG
Molecule: messenger RNA, 1040 nt
Organism: Engraulis encrasicolus (European anchovy)
Lineage: Eukaryota; Metazoa; Chordata; Actinopteri; Clupeiformes; Engraulidae
Gene: med10
Product: mediator complex subunit 10
Exons: 4
Coding region: 179-583 (134 amino acids)
Biological process (GO): positive regulation of transcription by RNA polymerase II
Cellular component (GO): mediator complex
Molecular function (GO): transcription coregulator activity
Source: RefSeq, a predicted model, not a curated record